GAAGGAGAGUUCUAUAGACACCUGUGGGAGCACCCCGCGCCCCUACCUUGGGGCACAGGCUCCUGGUGUCCUCCGGCCACUAGCUGCAGCAGGCAUUCCCGGGCAGACCCCUAGCUUGGGGACAAACGCCCCAGAGGCUCCAGGUUCCCCACGGGCCCGGGGCUGGUUCCCACGGGGUGUUUUCAGUUCCCCGGAGAGUCGAGUAAGGUCCCGGAGCGCACGAUCCUGAGGCCUGUGGGGGAUUGGGGGGCUCGGGAGACGGGGCCGCCCCAGCCAGCCGCCCACCCGCAGACCGGCGCUGUCACGUUCCAGCCGCCUGACUCAGGCCGCGCAGGGCGGGGAGCCGGGAGGCGGCGCCGGCGCCCGCCUCGGCCCCGGAGGCGGCACCAGGAAGCGCCCGCCCCGGCCGGAGCCGCCAUGUAACCGGCGCCGCCCGGAGCCCGAGCCGCGCGGGCCAUAGCGACCCGCCCGCCAUGGGGGACGAGGACGAGGAUGAGGGCUGCGCCGUGGAGCUGCGGAUCACAGAAGCCAACCUGACCGGGCACGAGGAGAAGGUGAGCGUGGAGAACUUCGAGCUGCUCAAGGUGCUGGGCACGGGAGCCUACGGCAAGGUGUUCCUGGUGCGGAAGGCGGGCGGGCACGACGCGGGGAAGCUGUACGCCAUGAAGGUGCUGCGCAAGGCGGCGCUGGUGCAGCGCGCCAAGACGCAGGAGCACACGCGCACCGAGCGCUCCGUGCUGGAGCUGGUGCGCCAGGCGCCCUUCCUGGUCACGCUGCACUACGCUUUCCAGACGGAUGCCAAGCUGCACCUCAUCCUGGACUAUGUGAGCGGCGGGGAGAUGUUCACCCACCUCUACCAGCGCCAGUACUUCAAGGAGGCUGAGGUGCGCGUGUACGGGGGUGAGAUCGUGCUGGCUCUGGAACACCUGCACAAGCUGGGCAUCAUUUACCGAGACCUGAAACUGGAGAAUGUGCUGCUGGACUCUGAGGGCCACAUUGUCCUCACGGACUUCGGGCUGAGCAAGGAGUUCCUGACGGAGGAGAAAGAGCGGACCUUCUCCUUCUGUGGCACCAUAGAAUACAUGGCCCCCGAAAUCAUCCGAAGCAAGGCGGGGCAUGGCAAGGCUGUGGACUGGUGGAGCCUGGGCAUCUUGCUCUUUGAGCUGCUGACGGGGGCCUCUCCCUUCACACUGGAGGGCGAGAGGAACACACAGGCUGAAGUGUCUCGACGGAUCCUGAAGUGCUCCCCUCCCUUCCCCCCUCGGAUCGGGCCUGUGGCGCAGGACCUGCUGCAGCGGCUACUUUGCAAGGAUCCCAAGAAGCGACUGGGCGCGGGGCCCCAGGGGGCACAGGAAGUCCAGAACCACCCCUUCUUCCAGGGCCUGGAUUGGGUUGCUCUGGCUGCCAGGAAGAUUCCAGCCCCAUUCCGGCCCCAGAUCCGCUCAGAGCUGGAUGUGGGCAACUUUGCAGAGGAAUUCACUCGGCUGGAGCCUGUCUACUCACCCCCUGGCAGCCCCCCACCUGGGGACCCCCGAAUCUUUCAGGGAUACUCCUUUGUGGCACCCUCCAUCCUCUUCGACCACAACAACGCAGUGAUGACCGAUGUGCUGGAAGCGCCUGGUGCUGGAGACCGGCCGGGUCGGGCAGCGGUGGCCAGGAGCGCCAUGAUGCAGGACUCGCCCUUCUUCCAGCAGUACGAGCUGGACCUGCGGGAGCCUGCGCUGGGCCAGGGCAGCUUCUCUGUGUGUCGCCGCUGCCGCCAGCGUCAGAGCGGCCAGGAGUUCGCCGUCAAGAUCCUUAGUCGCAGGCUGGAGGCGAGCACGCAGCGCGAAGUGGCCGCCUUGCGCCUGUGCCAGUCACACCCCAACGUGGUGAAUCUGCACGAGGUGCAUCAAGACCAGCUGCAUACGUAUCUGGUCCUGGAGCUGCUGCGGGGCGGAGAGCUGCUGGAGCACAUCCGCAAGAAGCGGCACUUCAGCGAGUCCGAGGCGAGUCAGAUCCUCCGCAGCCUCGUGUCGGCUGUGAGCUUCAUGCACGAGGAGGCGGGCGUGGUGCACCGCGACCUCAAGCCGGAGAACAUCCUGUACGCCGACGACACGCCCGGGGCCCCGGUGAAGAUCAUCGACUUCGGGUUCGCGCGGCUGCGGCCGCAGAGUCCCGGGGGGCCCAUGCAGACCCCCUGCUUCACGCUGCAGUACGCGGCCCCCGAGCUGCUGGCGCAGCAGGGCUACGACGAGUCGUGUGACCUCUGGAGCCUGGGCGUCAUUCUGUACAUGAUGCUGUCGGGGCAGGUGCCCUUCCAGGGGGCCUCUGGCCAGGGCGGACAGAGUCAGGCGGCCGAGAUCAUGUGCAAAAUUCGCGAGGGGCGAUUCUCCCUUGACGGGGAGGCCUGGCAGGGCGUAUCCGAGGAAGCCAAGGAGCUGGUCCGAGGGCUCCUGACGGUGGACCCCGCCAAGCGGCUCAAGCUCGAGGGACUGCGGGGCAGCUCGUGGCUGCAGGACGGCAGCGCGCGCUCCUCGCCCCCGCUCCGGACGCCCGACGUGCUCGAGUCCUCCGGGCCCGCGGUGCGCUCGGGGCUCAACGCCACCUUCAUGGCGUUCAACCGGGGCAAGCGGGAGGGCUUCUUCCUGAAGAGUGUGGAGAACGCACCCCUGGCCAAGCGGCGGAAGCAGAAGCUGCGGAGCGCCACCGCCUCCCGCCGGGGCUCCUCUGCACCAGCCGCCCCGGGCCGAGCCCCCGCUGCCGCCAAGGGGGCCCCCCGCCGAGCCAACGGCCCCCUGCCCCCCUCCUAAUCCCCACCACUGUGACCCCCUUCCCUCACUGGGGCUGUGACCUGGGAGCCGGGCUCACUACCGGAGGCCUCUGCCAGCGGUGACCUGAUCCCCAGGGACUGUCCUUCCUUCCUACCCCACCCCACUCCCAGACAGAGCAGAAGUAUUUUUAUAAGCAGAGAAUUUUUUUUACCGGAUAGAGUUAGAGAUGCAGGGAAGGGGGGGCCUGCUGGGGAGUGGGGUUUGGGGGGCCCUCUCCCACGACACUGCCUCUUCUGGGCAGAAGGCCCCUCCGGGGGCACUGCUCCAACAGGAAAGGGCCCCUCCCCCACUUCUAAGCACUGAGUUAGGAGUGCUCACUCCUAAGCUGGGACCCCCUCCUCUGUUCUCCGUUGAGGCCCCUUUCCUGGGAGGUGCACCCCUCAACUGUCACUUUAUGGACUGUCUGUGCAAUUACGUCCACCAAAGACCUGUGUUGGGGGGACUGAGGGAGAGGCCCUGGGGGACCCCCUGAAGCAUUUCUGCCUCACUUUAUGUCAUCUGCUUCUCCCCUACUGGGGCUAAGGAAGGAGAUAGGUGGUCCCUGAAAGCGGAGGCCCCCUUCUCACCCACCGCCUCCCCUUUGGCACAGCUACUCCCGGCUGGGGGUGGGGCCUUGGGGAUCUGGGCUGGGCAUCCACGGUCACUGCCUCAGCCCAUCUAGGCUGUGCCUUUAACUUUAAAAUAAAAGUCCACCCAGUGCUGUCUGUGGCA
Messenger RNA from Sapajus apella (tufted capuchin), 3524 nucleotides. RefSeq names its product ribosomal protein S6 kinase A4 (gene RPS6KA4). The record is from RefSeq and is a predicted model, not a curated record. NCBI's taxonomy places the organism in Eukaryota, Metazoa, Chordata, Mammalia, Primates, Cebidae. Gene Ontology annotation, biological process: intracellular signal transduction; regulation of DNA-templated transcription; protein phosphorylation. Bases 474 to 2792 code for a protein of 772 amino acids. Gene Ontology annotation, molecular function: magnesium ion binding; protein serine/threonine kinase activity; ATP binding. The transcript is spliced from 17 exons.